AUGGAACAGAAACUGCUCGAUUCGGCAAAAGGGCAGUUGGCUUUGCUUGACACUACCAUACAUGAAGUCAAGCAGUUCACCCAAGCUCUACAGUUGAAAUCUAGAUCGACAUCUGGCUUACCAACUUUCUUACGCACAUUGGAACGGGAAAAUGCAACAUUAUCCAACCUUGUCACUGAAUUAACAGUCUCAAGUACAAGUCUUGAUGAUUUGCAACGCACAAAACGAGAACAGAAGCUUGAUGCGAGUGCCACCACAACAACACAGAGCAUUGCUCAGUGGAACCGUCUCAAGAAAAGCCAUAGCUUUGUUGCUAUAAAUCAGUCCUUUCAGGGCUCGUCAAAAGAUUUGCGAAAACGGGAGAUCCAAAAACGACAGGUCUCAGGGCAGGAGAAACACAAUCUGCACCGACUCCUAAAAGAACAAGCUCGCGUUGAGGUCGAUGUUGUUCAAGGAGGACGAGAAUGGGUUGCUGCUAAAGCUAUCUCUCGCGAUAGACUCGCUCGCCAGUUGAACGAUAGCGGAUGGGGAUGGGGUGACCAUGAACUCGGCGAUGAAGUCGACCGAGAUGAGUGGGAGGAUACCCCAUUGGCAAAAUACGUACAACGGCUGGUAAAUGCUGCACGAAUGAAUCGUCACGAAUACAGAUUCCCUCAGAUACGACUGGUUCUGACUGGUCUUAGUCGAGGUGAAAGGGAGCUUGACAUAGUCCUUGAUCAACUAGAACACAUUGAUCCACUGGUCAAAGUCAUCAUUGAAGAUCAGGAUAGCGACUUUGCCGCGGCAUCCCCCCCUCCGCUUAACGAAGCUAUUGACAAUCUGGUUGGCGAUGAGCUUGCAUCACUCACAUCCACCAUCAACCUUGAUCACACCAUCCUCAUCGAUCUUAUUUCCGACUUGACUCACCUCAGACUUGAACCCCAACCGUGGCAGUCGCGUACGACGCGUGCCCAGAUAGACGAAGAGAACGCUCAUGAAGGGGGUCUCAUGUCUCGUGUAUUGUACCCCGUGUUGACAGGCCGCAAGCUUGUAUGUACCCGUGAAGCAGCGGAUCAUUUUCACGAAGUACUACGAACUGUUGGCACCGAGACUGAGCGCGAGCGAGGGAGAUUAUUGGUUCCCUGGGGUGACGAUGUGAAAGGAACAUCAUCAGACCUCACGAGGCAGUGUUUUCAGCAGCUCACCAUUUACCCCUUACCACCUGAUAUUCAGAUACCUGUUUCCGUAAUCGACGAGGCAUGGGAUAUGCAAGCUAUUGACGGUGGUAUUUCCGACGGGUCCCUUCCUCAGGUCGCCCAUGACGUAGCUUUGAGUAGUGGCUUCAAGAGCUCUAAGUUGUCUAUCUUCAUGUACGGGUGGGCGGCUAGCUUGACUACUGUUACGAGCAACAAGGAAGUCCGAGGGCAAAUCCGAACUUGGGUGGAGGCGCAUCGCAAGAGUGAUGAAGAAACUGGGCCCCAAAUAUUUCGGUUAGAAGUGACGAGGAACCUAUUAGCCAAAGCUGCAAAGCCAAGAGAGGGAUGGCAAGAGAAGGAUGGGGCUGAUGGCGAUGAUGAUGAUGAAGCAUGA
Fusarium subglutinans is the source of this 1569-nucleotide messenger RNA. RefSeq lists its product as uncharacterized. The coding region runs from base 1 to 1569 and encodes 522 amino acids. NCBI's taxonomy places the organism in Eukaryota, Fungi, Ascomycota, Sordariomycetes, Hypocreales, Nectriaceae. The transcript has a single exon. The record is from RefSeq and is a predicted model, not a curated record.